This is a messenger RNA of Anneissia japonica, 387 nucleotides long. Its product is annotated as death-associated inhibitor of apoptosis 1-like. The annotation marks the transcript as partial. The transcript has a single exon. Gene Ontology annotation, cellular component: spindle microtubule; cytoplasm; nucleus. Gene Ontology annotation, biological process: regulation of cell cycle. The record is from RefSeq and is a predicted model, not a curated record. NCBI's taxonomy places the organism in Eukaryota, Metazoa, Echinodermata, Crinoidea, Comatulida, Comatulidae.
AUGCAAAAGGAAAUUAUGCAGAGAACCGCUACCUUUCCAAAAUUUGAAGACGAGGAAGACAGGGUGAAAACCUUUCGCUACUGGCCGCACGACAGACCCGACGGAAGGUCGAUGUCGGAAGCGGGUUUCUUCUACGGGGGUUUUGAAGAUAACGCCAGGUGUUUCUUCUGCGGAAGAUCGCUGUGCCAAUGGGAGCCGGACGACCUUCCUCUUUCUGAACACGCCGAACACGGGAGUUCGUGCUUGUGGUUGCGGCGCAAGACGAAGGAAACCCUUAUUUCCAAGAUUUAUUUUGCCUCCGAAUUCGGAUUCGACAGCGACGUGAUCGCAAAGGUCGUGAGCGAUCAUCUCGAGAAGAAAGGACAAGUGUUCUCGUUGACAAACGAA